This is a messenger RNA of Sungouiella intermedia, 1602 nucleotides long. The record is from the annotation of a GenBank genome assembly. NCBI's taxonomy places the organism in Eukaryota, Fungi, Ascomycota, Pichiomycetes, Serinales, Metschnikowiaceae.
AUGAGUUCCCAUCUGGUCAGGGAUCUCCGACUGAUAACGAUUUGCAACUUCAAUGUUGACGUUGCUGCUGACCGGAUUUUGUCGGACGCAAGUCCGUCUCUAGCUACUGAUGGCCCGAUCAAUGUCUUCUAUACUCUCCACAACAUCAAGAACAUCCUUCUAUACGUUAGCGAGGUAGCCGUGGCGUACUCUGGGGUAGACUUUGGCGCUGCUUCCUUGCCGGACUUGGGGCGGCGACUCUACAAAGUCAAGAUUUGCAUCUGGAUCAAGGCACUUGAUCAAGAGACAUGGACACUAUUUCAUAAGUUGAAGGUGGAUGUUCGUAAUCUAAUAGAGGUAGGGAACCUGGCUGAUCGUGAUAGAGAGUCUCUAUUUGUUACUAACACGCUUCUUUGGCGUUUCAAUGACAUCUACUACUGCCUCCGAACAGAUCUAAAAGAUAGCUCUGCCAUGGAGAAAACAAGACAAUUGAGCUGGAACAGAGCCAGAGGAACCAAACCUUCAUACACCGUCAACGAUAUCCGUCAAUUAACCAGCUUGUACAUUGGUAUUCGCGAAUUUGCCGAGGUCAAGAAGACCUUAGGAGCGCAAAUUGCUGAGCUUUCACAAAUGAUCAAUAAGACCCCCGAUUCUGACAUUCCUGAGCGGAUUCGAAGUUUGAAAUUUGACCUACACACCUUACACAAGUACAUAGUUCGGCAAAAUAGCGCCAUCGAUGCCUUACUUUCCGAAGUUUACCUGAAAAAGCUCCAUAUUGGAAGAUCAACCCAUAUCAUCGAGAAAGAUUUCCCACACUUCAAGGAGAUGUGCUCCGAGCGACUCGAAAUCGCAGCAGCUCAAAUAGAACCGCUUCAGGAGUCUCUCAAUCUGUCUGUUUACCCUAACUUGAUCUCCACUUUACAAGAGGUUGGCAUGGUUUUGAUUGAUACGUAUCCUAUAGAAUUGAUGGCAAGCGGACGCUUUUCCAUCUGUGGGAUUGAGUUUCCGAUGUCUAUUCGAGAAAUACUCGAUUUCUGCUAUUACGGUCACAGUGAAUCUCGUUUGGAAAAUGGAGGUACGAGUGAACACGACCAAAGCAGAGUCAACAGUACAGAAACUGGCGACAGCCCCAGCAUUACUGUCGAGACCAUCAACGCAGGACUCUCAUACAUAGUCUUGUUGAUGAUGUCUUUAGCAGACCUCAUGAAUGUCUCACUCAAGUAUCCAAUGAAGUUUGGGCCCUUGGGAAGCUACCUCGUGGAUAAUGUCUCACCGCAACAAUUAUCUCCAAUCGAUCAGAAGCAUGCUAUGGAUAUCAGCAAAAGCGUGAAAAUCAAAUUUCCACUCUUUUACAAUGGCGAUCACACUCAAAAAUUCGCUUCAUACGAAAAUCCCAACAGAAACUUCACACUCAAAAAUGCCCGGUUCGAGCAGGGCCUCAAUUUACUCAACAAGAACUUAGUCUUCCUCAUAAGUCUGAUUACAGAUCUCUACUCGCAAUAUUACCAUGACAAUGUGGCCAACCAUCUUAUCUCGAACAACAUUCCCGUGGACUGUCUCGACAAUUUUUUGUGGAAUCUCCAGUACUUGAUGCUUUUCAUCACAGCUCCUACGGCAGGCUAA